Messenger RNA from Camarhynchus parvulus, 892 nucleotides. RefSeq names its product reactive intermediate imine deaminase A homolog (gene RIDA). Gene Ontology annotation, cellular component: cytosol. The record is from RefSeq and is a predicted model, not a curated record. The transcript is spliced from 6 exons. Lineage: Eukaryota; Metazoa; Chordata; Aves; Passeriformes; Thraupidae. Bases 72 to 482 code for a protein of 136 amino acids. Gene Ontology annotation, molecular function: deaminase activity.
GAACGCUAAGGGCAGGGAGUGCAGGAGGGGAGGCCCCAGCAGUCUCUGCAGCUUCGGGACCAGAUCCUGCUAUGGCCUCGCUCGUAAAGAAAAUAAUCAGCACUACUAAGGCCCCUGCACUGGGUCCCUACAGCCAAGCCGUGCUGGUGGACCGGACAAUGUACAUUGCAGGGCAGAUCGGGCUGGAGCCUUCCACUGGGCAGCUUGUCUCUGGAGGGGCAAAGGAGGAAGCCAAGCAGGCUCUAAAAAACAUGGGAGAGAUCCUGAAAGCUGCAGGCUGUGACUAUGGCAAUGUUGUGAAGACUACAGUUUUGAUGGCAGACAUGAAGGACUACAAUGAUAUUAAUGAUGUUUACAAACAAUUUUUCAAAGCAAACUUCCCAGCCAGAGCAGCCUAUCAAGUUGCUGCUUUGCCCAGAGGGGCCAGAGUUGAGAUUGAAGCUAUUGCCAUUCAGGGACCUCUCCAAGAUGCUUCAGCAUGACUAUAAGUAGAGACUGGAUAUCUUACAAUGGCAGUUUUAGAUUGAGUUAAUACUUCUCCCUUAUAUCCAAUUCCUACAGCUGACUAACAGCAGUUACACACAGCUGAAAUCAGUAAACUUACUGAGGAAAGGUGCUUUCUUCAGGACUUAGAGUGAGUUCUCUACUGGCAAACCCUGAAAAGUGCCUGAGUCCUGCUAAAAUCAGCUGAGCCAGAUUGCAGGACAGGACCUGCCCCUUGUGGAGGUGACUGGAUAUUCAGGUAUUAAGGUACAUACCUGGGUGAAUGUAUUAGAGUUACACUAUGGGUGAUCUGAACAUGGAAAGCUAUACUGAUUUGUAAUUGUAGAUAUUUAGUAAAAAAAUUUAAAUUAAAAAAAUGACAGAAAUGAGAAAACAGAACACAUGAAUU